Petromyzon marinus (sea lamprey) is the source of this 5189-nucleotide messenger RNA. The record is from RefSeq and is a predicted model, not a curated record. NCBI's taxonomy places the organism in Eukaryota, Metazoa, Chordata, Hyperoartia, Petromyzontiformes, Petromyzontidae.
CCACCCGCAUCGAGCGCGAGGCACCGCGGCGAAUCUGCGGCUAGCGGAGGGCGUUGAGUCGGCGGCGAUGGUCGUGGUAGUGGUCGCGUCUCUACUGUUAAACAUCAACAACAACAACUACAGUAGCGCGUGUGUUUGCGUGUUUUAAAACCAACUACGAUCAUUAGAUUUAGCACUGCUGUUGCAGAAAGUUGUGUCUUCUUGGUGAGCGGGCGUGCGGAUUCAGAGAGGAGGGGUUUUUAAUUUUUUUGUCCUCCCCUUUCGUCACCCACCACGCCGAUCUGACAGCCGGAGGGAGUUCCUGCUAAACGUCGCUUUUUUUUGUUUGUUUGUUAGACAAUCCACGGCGAGAUACCGGUGUCGAUAGCUCGCUCAUUGGAAACUACGGACUAUAACUGGGAAUGGCGUGCGCCGCGGUGCUGGAGCCGAGCGGGAACUUCCCGGCGUGGCUGGAGGCGCAGGGCAUGAACGCGGAGGUGGCCCGGGCCAUGGACUCCGAGCUGGGCAUCCGGGACUACGGGGUCCUGCGCGCCUGCGUCGGGGAUGGACUCGUGCGGGCCGAGCUGCUGGCCACGGCGCGCGACCGCCUGCCCUUCGGCUUCUACGCCGUGCUGCGGCAGGUGGUGAAGGCCCUGCAGGGCACCGGGCCGCCCCAGACGUCGCCCGGCGUGGUGAGGGACGUGACCCUGGAGGGGUUGAUCGAGGUGCUUGCCACCUUGUUUGGUGGACUGAGCCGGGAGCUGUCGGUGUCCAUGCAGAGGCUGGGCCGAAUCCACGGAGUGGUCUGCGGCCCGGGGGAGGAGUACCACGCCGGGGACGAGAAUGGAGAAUACCCGAGUGCCGGCAACGACCCAUCCCAAGAUCAAGAUCAUGGAGUGGACGGCCACUACUUGAACCAGUCCUACGAGGAUGGAGAUGUCCCUUCCCUGGAAACGUCCAGCACCAUCCACUCGGACCAGGGCAUUAAAAUUGAAAGCGUGCCAGGUCACAGCUCCCAGCCGUUGCACAGCGGUGAGAGGUUAGGUGGCCGACCUUCAUGGGAUUCCUCAGGCGGUGGGGAGGCCGCUCCGUCGACAAGCUCCCACCACUUAGGUAAAGCCACGUUCGGCGGCGAUCACAUGUUCGCAAUCGAGGACGUCACCUCGCUUCAGAGCGACAAGGUGCGACUCGUGCUCGCGGCCAAGAUACGCACCAAUGCACAGCAGCAAGAGCGGCACCUGUCGCAGCAGCAGCAGCAGCAGCACCAAGGACUGGCUACCCGGCGAUGCGUCGAGAACCUGCCGGAGCCCGUCUACCCGGCGCAGCUGCCGAACUCGCACGCGUGCCCCGCGGCGCCGGGCGGCGGGAACGGCGCCCUGUCUCCGGACGCCGACCCUGGGCGGCCGCACAAGUGCUGCCUGUGCGGGCGGUGCUUUGCCAAGCCGGACCAGCUGGCGGGGCACAUGCGCAUCCACACGGGCGAGAAGCCGCACCCGUGCGACGUGUGCGGCCGCACGUUCUCGCACUACGGCAACCUGAAGACGCACCGGCGCACGCACACGGGCGAGAAGCCGUACCGCUGCGGCGCCUGCGGCCGCGCCUUCUCGCAGUGCUCCAGCCUCAAGACGCACCAGCGCAUCCACACGGGCGAGAAGCCGUACGGGUGCGACGUGUGCCCCCGCUCCUUCGCGCAGUACUCAAGCCUCAAGUACCACAUGCGCAUGCACACGGGCGAGAGGCCCUACGCGUGCCAGGCCUGCGGCAAGAGCUUCAGUAUGUCGAGCCACUUCAACAGGCACAGGCGCAUGUGCUCGAUCGCGCUUGUGUCGAGAUUUAACAACAACAAUAUUAUUGUUAUUAUUAAUUUAUUGUUGCCGUUGCCGCCGAGCGCGGCGAAUCUGCAGCCGCGGCGCGCGCCGCCAACUGCGGCCCUCGCCCCCGCAGACGUCACCCGGCCCGGCACGGAGGAACGCGCGGGGGGACCCGAGGCAGCGGUCGGGGGCGAGGUGGACGAGUGCGAGAUGGAGAGUGAACCCACGAUGGAGCUGCCACAGCAGGAGAACUUCCCGGCGUGGCUGGAGGCGCAUGGCGUGAACGCGGAGGUGGCCCGGGCCAUGGACUCGGAGCUGGGCAUCCGGGACCACGGGGUCCUGCGCGCCUGCGUCGGCGACGCGUGCCUGCGUGCCGAGCUGCUGGCCACGGCGCGCGACCGCCUGCCCUUCGGCUUCUACGCCGUGCUGCGGCAGGUGGUGAAGGCCCUGCGGGGCGACGACCGCCACGACGCCGGGACGCCGCUGUCCGGCACGCUUCGCGACGUGACGCUGGCGGGGCUCGUCGAGGUGCUGCUUGCGCUGCUCACGGGCCUGAGCCGCGAGCUGGCGCUCUCCGUGCAGAAGCUGGAGGCGGUGAGCGGUGGCGCCUUUGUCGGAAGGUUCCUCACGAAGGACGAGGACUACCAGACAGAGAGGGACGACGAGGAUUCGCACCACGGCAAUGCCGGCGACUUCUCCAAUGACGAUGCUGAGAGUCCAGUCCCCGAAGAUGAGGAAGAGUGCGAGUGGCGGCAGCACAGUGACAACAGUCCAGGGAAGAGCCUGGAGACCCUGUCUGGCUUCGUGCUGCCGGACGGCAGCACCCUGGAGUGCGCGCGCCAGUACUACGCCGCCUCCUCCGCCGCCGCUGCCGUCACCGCCGCCGCCGCCGCCAAGGAGCGCAGCGCCGCCUACGGAGCCGCCCUGCAGCUGCAGCAGCUGCACCAGCAGCAGCUGCAGCAGCAGCAGCAGCUGCAGCAACCGCAUCAACACCCGCAGCAGAGUCAGCAGCAGCACAGCGUGGACGAGAUGAUCGCGGCCGCCGUUGCCGCCACCGCCGCCGCCGAUCCCCGCCACCUCCACCACCAACAGCAGCAGCAGCAGCAGCAGGCGGCGGAGGAGGCGGCGGCGGCCGCCGCUGUGGCGUCGAUCAGCAGCAAAGGGCGGCCGCGCACGAACCGCCCCGACGCGCUGGCGCCCGGCCGGCAGCAGUAUGAGUGCCGGCAGUGCGGGCGCGAGUUCGUGCGCUCGGACGCGCUCAAAGCGCACAUGCGCAUCCACACGGGCGAGAAGCCGUACCGCUGCGGUGCCUGCGGCCGUGCCUUCUCGCAGAGCUCGGGCCUCAAGACGCAUCAGCGGGUGCACACGGGCGAGAAGCCGUACCGCUGCGGCGUGUGCGGGCGCGUGUUCGCACAGUGCUCGGGCCUCAAGUACCACAUGCGCACGCACACGGGGGAGAAGCCCUACGUGUGCCAGGGCUGCGGCAAGAGCUUCGGCAUAUCGAGCCACUGCAACAGGCACCGCAAGAUGUGCCCGCUCGCCAACGCGAGGCCGGUUCAUGACGAGCGAUGACGGGUCCGUCUCCCGAUGGGUCUCUUUACGUGCGGUGAUCCUUGGGAGUCGCUCCUGAAUUCGACCUCGCAGAGUCGGGUUAGCCGGCAGUGCAGCGUGACGCUGAGACUAAUUUCCCGCCCCCGCCCCGUUUUUCCACUGACACAUCCGAGCCGAGCCAGCGCCGGGUAACUCGCGGCACGGGGUGGUUUUCCCAACUGGCCAUUUUCCUUGUCGAGUUGGAACCAAACCGUGCUACGUUGGCCUCGCAAGAAGUCUGUUUCUGGCUCGAGGGCCAGGCCAGGCCGGGGCGGAAGGAAGGAAGAACACGUUCACAAAUUGCAUGUGAUUCAUACAACAAUCGCUGUGGACUGUAUUCCACUCGCGAGUGUUGCAGCCCCACGAGCCGGUGCUCGUUUUACUGACCCCGAAGGGACGAUCAUGAUGAUGACGACGAAGAUGAUGAUGACGUUGGUGACGACGAUUGAGGGUGCCGCAUGAUCUCAACUCGUAACCUUGAGGUCUUGAGACUGCUGCUCCGUACAAAUGGAACCGUGUCAAUGUAUGCAUCCUGUACGUGUACAUGCUGAACGAAACUUUAUUUUAUAAGGUCAGGCCCACUGAGCCAUAUGGCUAUUUUCCAGAAUCGACUUGGCCACAACUGAUAGCUCAACGAAGUGGCUUAACACGUGGUAAAUUUAUAGCAGCCAAUUACUCCUAACGCAUGUUAAUUCUAAAUGUGGAGGGAAAACCAUAUCCACGCAACCACGGGAAUAACAUGCAAACUCCAAAUAUACAGGCGUCGGGGCCGGGAUCGAACUCAUGACCUAUUUACCAGGCGAGGCAGAUAACAUUUCGCCACCGGCACAUACAGUCAGUCAUAUGCAUUCAUGUAGCUAUGGCCAGCCAAAAGCCGCAACGAAUAUGACUGGAGUUGCCGUGAUGGUUCAUGCUCCGUUGACGAGAUCGGCAAGGUAGUUACCAUCUCGCAAAGCGAUCAGAUCGGAGGCGAGUAUGAACGUGGGUAAUUUUCUACUCUUUCAAGAGGUGGUGUAUUUAUUUAACUGAGUGGGGUGGGGGGGGGGAGACCUUAGGUCCCUGUUGGGAGUCAGGACGUGGAGACGACUUCUCUUUUUAAAGCGUCCCGCGUAAUCGGUCACAAUUUUAAGCCGACUGCUCAACGGAAUCGUUGAAUCGUCUCGGUUGUACAUUGUUUUGUUGUUGUUGACGGUUUAGCGGUAACAAGGUGGGGAGUCUCGGCCAUUGACAAGUGGCCACUAAUUUAUAUGGCUACGCCCUGCUGAUGACUCCCGCGAAAUAACAAACAGAAAUGGGUUCAUCGUUGAUUAUAGCAUGAAGGUACCCAAUGGUUUUGGUUUAUGAAGGCAAUGCUCGCUUAUGAGUGUCACUGAAAUUGAACAGAUUCAAGGGCAUCUGUGAUAGUGCAGCCGGUGGCAUUCGUUUGUGUUCAAACCUUGCUGAUGGACUCAGUUAUGGUAACAUCACGAUUCACGUUUUUGGCAGUUGCUGCGUUUUAUGUGUGUAACAACAACAACAAAAACAUCAUACCGAUGUAUUCGUAACUAAAAUCGGGGUAAAUUGCCAAGGCCAUUUCGUUCAAGAUAUGAAUCUGGCUCUUUAACAACUCGCAUCCUCGUAUUUUUUUAUGUCAAUGUUGGAAGUAAAACUUUCUAAAUGAGAAGCGUUUAGUAAUAGGGUUUAACCCUUUUAUCUGGCACCAAAACUGAUGCCUUGAUACAAGGGAUCAUGUUUGCAAUAACCACAACACAAGUUGUCAAAAUGCAAACAAAAAGAGACAACUCUGAUAAUGAUAUUGGCACUGUCCUU